Diachasma alloeum is the source of this 3146-nucleotide messenger RNA. RefSeq names its product protein ERGIC-53 (gene ergic53). Bases 40 to 1593 code for a protein of 517 amino acids. Gene Ontology annotation, molecular function: D-mannose binding. The record is from RefSeq and is a predicted model, not a curated record. Gene Ontology annotation, cellular component: endoplasmic reticulum-Golgi intermediate compartment; endoplasmic reticulum membrane; COPII-coated ER to Golgi transport vesicle. Gene Ontology annotation, biological process: endoplasmic reticulum organization; Golgi organization; endoplasmic reticulum to Golgi vesicle-mediated transport. Lineage: Eukaryota; Metazoa; Arthropoda; Insecta; Hymenoptera; Braconidae. The transcript has 6 exons.
ACUCACCCAGUAUCACGUCCAAUAGCGGGUAGAGCGCACAUGCGCUCUUGUCACUCGCCACCAACAAGUCGUACAAAAAUGAAAAUGGCCGCCGAAGUGAGGUGGCUGGUGUUAUUUAUCGGUUUAUCGUUGUUUUUGUUGGCAAAUGCCGAAGAUGUGCAUAAAAAAUUUGAGUACAAAUAUUCGUUUAAGCCGCCCUAUCUCGCCCAGAAGGACGGAAGUGUACCUUUCUGGGAGUAUGGAGGAAAUGCUAUUGCCAGCUCGGAGAACGUCAGGGUUGCACCGUCGUUGAGGAGUCAGAAAGGUGCAAUAUGGACGAAGAAGACGACCGACUUCGACUGGUGGGUGGUAGACCUAGUGUUUCGGGUAACGGGUAGAGGAAGAAUUGGUGCUGAUGGUCUUGCAUUCUGGUACACAGCUGAUAAGGGACACUACAAUGGCACUGUCUUCGGUUCUUCAGACAUGUGGAACGGACUGGGGCUCUUCUUCGAUUCCUUCGAUAAUGAUAAUAAGCACAAUAAUCCGUAUAUCAUGGCUGUGUUGAAUAAUGGGGAAAUGAUUUUCGAUCAUACUAACGAUGGAAGUACACAAUUGCUCUCUGGAUGUCUACGAGACUUCCGUAAUAAGCCAUUCCCCACGAGAGCUAGGAUUGAAUACUAUAAAAAUACGUUAACAGUUUUGUUCCACAAUGGAAUGACGAACAACAACGACGACUACGAGAUGUGUUUGCGUGCUGACAACGUCCACCUGCCCAAGCGUGGGUACUUCGGUGUGUCAGCAGCUACUGGAGGUCUAGCUGAUGAUCACGAUGUCCUUCAGUUCCUUACGACGUCGUUGCAUCCACCCGGGGAGAUGGCGACAGGUGGCCGUCAAGUCUCCACCGAGGAAGAGGCAAAACUCAGUAAAGAGUAUCAGGAGUACCAGGAGAAACUGGAGCAGCAGAAGAAGGAGUACAAAAAAGAGCACCCAGACGACCACAAACUGGACCUGGACGACUGGUUCGAGACCGACAAUCAGCGAGAGCUCCGCCAGAUCUUUGGAGGUCAGUCCCAGAUGUUCGAGAUCCUUCGAGAGCUGAACAGGAAGCUCGAUGAAGUGGUGGGUCGCCAGGAGCGCACGCUCUCCCUCAUCUCUCAGGUUCAACUGGGAGGUGUCCAGGUGCCAGGGGCUCAACCAGGUGCUCCUCCCCAGCUCAUCGACACAAUUCGUCGUCAGGAGGUGGACGCAGUCCUCAGCAAUCAGAAUAUCAUUAUGAACACAGCUCGGGAGAUCAAAUCCUUCGUCGGGGAAGUCAACUCCAAGGCAGAGUCCAUUCUCACUAAUCAGGCGAGACAACCAACGGCUCAGGUUCAGCCCAUUGGCUACGACUAUCAGUCGCUGGUCUCAGAGAUGAGGGAUGGACUCAAUCAGAUCAAGAGGGACGUCACGCAGACGUACGCCAAAGUCACGGGGACAGCUCCUGGGGGAUGUCCCAAUGCCAAUUGUCUGUCUACUACCAUGUUCUUGGCGUUCUUGGUCAUUCAGAUGGUUAUUCUGCUGGGGUACAGCAUCUAUAAGGAUAAUAAGGAGGCACAAGCCAAGAAGUUUUAUUAGGGGAGAGGGAAAUGAACUGUGGGGAUGUGGUACUAUGGAAUUUCGGAGAGGUUUUGAGGGGAGUCUCUUUUUUUGGAUCUUGGGGAUGUCUGGGGGAGGUACGGAAUUUUGGGGGAUUUACAGAGCUUGAAAAAAGGGGAUGAGGAAUUUUUUUUGUAGCUGGUGGAGGUGGAGAUGUUCAGGCGAAAUUGGUUGGAGAAGGGGAAUGCAGAUUUUGGAGAUAUUUUGGAAUCUAGGGGAUGGAGAGAUGUUUUACGGGGGAAUUUCAAGAGCUGGAAGAAAGGUAGAGGACUUUUUUCUAUCUCCUUUCGAUUCUAAAAUAUUUAAUAAUAUUUUUGAGAAAUGAAAUUGAGCUGUUUUGUUGAAACAAAAUUAGGGUUUAGUUUCUGCUUUGGAUCUUGGGGGUGUCUAGGGGAGGUAGGGAAUUUUGGAAAAAUUGUGAGAAUAAAUUUUUUUGGGAAAUUUCAAGAGUUAUAAAAAAGAAUUACAAUUAAAGAAUUUUCGUAUCUCCUUCAGAUUUCCACAUAUCUAGCAAAAACAGAUCGAUGGGAAAGUUAGCUGGAAUGAAAUUUGACUACUGAACCACAUGUUCAUUUCGUGGGGUAAAAAAUGAAAUUGUGGUCGCAGGGACUUAUUUAAUGUUCGAAUUUUAUCCAAAUGAAUUCAAAUGGGAAAGAGUUGAGUGGUUCAAUGAUGAAAACUGAUGAGUCCAAAAGGUUUUUUUUGUCAGUUACUUUACUCGAUUUUUUUUUUGUAAAUGUAAUUAUUUGGGAGAUAAUCGAAAAAUUUGACACCUGAUAUUUUUGGGCUCAUUGAUUUUCGUCAACUUCCCACACAAUUGAUGUUUAAUAUUUUCAGAAUAGGUUUCGUCCUUUACUCCCUCGCAUUUUCUACACUAUUUUUUUUGUAAUUAUCGUAGUUGUGAGAAUUUUGUAAAAAUGAGAAAUAUAAAAAAGACAAUUUGAGGAUUUUUUCCUCGUGAAUGAAUUCAUCUUUUUGUGAGAGAAUCAUGUUUUGUUGAAUAAAAAUGGAAAAUCAAUGUUGUCGAAGUUCUUUUUUAUAUUAUUAAGACAUUUUCACAAAACAAUCAUUUUUUUUUUUUGGCGAAUAAACAAUUUUACAUGGAUCGUUGAUAUUUGAUAGAAAAAACUUGGCUACUCAAUCGAUAAUAAUGGAUUAUUUGUAAGUAGAAUCAUGCCCUUAACAAAAUGUUAUUCUUGUUUUUUUCGAAUUUUUUCAUGAGAAGGCAGUGUUUGAAUGCGCACAUUUGGAUUUUUUUCUGUUUUUGGGGAAGAUCUGGACAUUUUUGUAAAGAGACCUAAUACUCUUCUGUUGUAAUUACCAUCGGAUGAAUUAUCUUUUCCGUGUUUAUCGUUUAGAAUUUUUCAUUCGUGAUUGUACGUGAGUGUUUAAAUCGUUGUGAAUGUGAAAUUGCAAUUUAUGAGAAUUGUAACGAAUAUUCCAUACGGCAUAACAAAUGUCAUUGCAUUUGUAAGAGUUUAUUAAAGAUUGUAAAUGUAUAAGAUAAGGAAAUAAAGUACGAUCAAAAAAUU